Messenger RNA from Xenopus laevis (African clawed frog), 7986 nucleotides. RefSeq names its product lymphocyte antigen 75 L homeolog (gene ly75.L). The record is from RefSeq and is a predicted model, not a curated record. NCBI's taxonomy places the organism in Eukaryota, Metazoa, Chordata, Amphibia, Anura, Pipidae. The coding region runs from base 562 to 5721 and encodes 1719 amino acids. The transcript has 35 exons. Gene Ontology annotation, molecular function: carbohydrate binding. Gene Ontology annotation, cellular component: membrane.
GGGAAGCAAGUUAAGGAUCUGUGCAAGAAGGAGGGUGAUACUGCUGUUAAAUUAUACAAUGUUACGUUGUAUAACAACAGCAUGCAGGGGUGGUUAUAGAAAGUCUGCUAUACUGUGAGCUGUCUGAUUUUGUUUUGGGGGAGUACAAGCAGAGCAGCAGGAUUUACCCACCCCUGCACUUAUACUUUGUGCUCAUCUGGAAGUGAACACCAACAGACUGUUUAUUUCACUCACACAAUAAUAACAUGGGCCCUGUAGGAACUUUUAAUAUCCAGCAAGAAACUUUUAUAUAUAUGUAUGGAGCAUUCCAUUGGUUUAGAAGGAGCCCUAUUUAUCUCUCUCUUUUUGCUUAUUUUUGUUUACCAAGGAUUUUGCGAAGUUGCCUGACAACAUGUGACGCAGGGCCCUUGGCAGCCAAACAAAUAAUUCUCUCAUACUCACUGAGCUCAGCGAAUAGACUUGGUGCAUGGGAAUAACUUGGGAGGGGCAAAGGUGGAAGCUUAUUUCCUCGAUGCACUGACUUUGUGCAGGAUUUGAUGGUUAUUGGAGCUAUAUUUGGGUAUGGGGUCACAGGGGGUGCCGCAGUUGUGGUUGCUGACUGUCUGGACGGCACUGUACAUCACAGCUUCUUUUGGAGCUAAAGAUCAUGCUUUCACCAUACUCCAUGAACAGAGCAUGAAAUGCCUCCAGUAUGACAAUAGUCGGAUCUCAACUGUCAACUGUUCUGCAGAAAAUGAGGCCUUGUUAUGGAAAUGGGUCUCCAGCCACAGACUCUUCCACUUGCGCUCCCAGAUGUGCCUUGGGAUUGACCUCACAAGUCCACAGGAUCCUUUAAAAAUGGUUCCAUGCAACUCACAUUUAAUGCUGUGGUGGAGAUGCCAUGAUGGGUCUAUAUAUGGGGCGUCAAAAUACAGACUGACAGAAAAGGGUGGAACUGUGACUGCAAGCUUCUCUUCCAAUGAUACAUGGAUAAGAGAUAACACUCCUGAAAGUGUGUGUGAACUCCCAUACCAUGUUAUAUAUACCAGAGAAGGUAAUUCCAAUGGUGUGGCCUGUGAGUUUCCCUUUCUCAGAAAUGGAACUUGGCAUCAUGACUGUAUCAAGGAAGUGAAUGGCACCAAAGAAUGGUGUGCCACCACCAGCAAUUAUGAUACUGAAAGAAAAUGGGGAUUUUGCUUAAAACCAGUAAAUGGAUGUGGGGAGAGUUGGACAGAGAACCUUCAGAGCUGCUACCAGUUUAAUAUGGAUUCCAGUCUGACAUGGAAGGAAGCUUACAUUUCCUGCCAGAACCAAGGUGCUGAUUUACUGAGCAUCUCUUCCCCAGACGAACUAAAGGAAAUUGCUCAAACUAAAAACCUAACUGAUUUGGUAUGGAUUGGACUAAAUCGUUUAGACACGUCUGGAGGCUGGCAGUGGUCUGACAAUACACCUCUGAGUUUCAUCACCUGGGAUAAAGACAUAAGUGAAUUUUCUGUACUUGAUGGACUGAGCUGCGGGGCACUCGAUGGAAACACUGGCAGCUGGCGAAAUUAUAACUGCGAAAGGUCUUUCCCUUAUAUUUGUGAGAAGACGCGUGAAACAAAGACUCAGACACCAGAUUCCUGGUUUUUUACUAAGACAGACUGUGAGCUACACUGGAUGCCGCAUAAUGGAUUUUGCUAUAUGCUGGAGCAACCAAGUUUGUGGGACAAUGCUACUGAAUUCUGCAGGCACAGAGGGGCAGAACUAAUGAGCAUUCAUUCAUUGGCAGACAUAGAAAUGGUGGUAACAUCAUUUCAGGCUGAAAAUGACAUUUGGUCUGGGCUUAAAAAUGAUGAAAUGCCUGCUUUAUUUAAAUGGUCUGAUGGGACAGAAACAGACUUUACCUACUGGGAUCGGAAUGAACCAAAUGUUAAUGUCAUAAUGGCUCCAAACUGUGUUUCCUUCUCAGGAAAAUCUGGUCGUUGGAAUGUCAGAUCCUGUAAUGAGAAUUUAAAAUAUAUAUGCAAGAAAAAAGGCACUGUGAAUAACGAGACAAAGGUUGAUGUGGACUGUCAGCAGGAUCAGGGUUGGAGAAGGCAUGGACAUUUCUGCUAUAUGGUCGACAUGAAUGAGGUGCUGUUUGGACCCGAAAGCAAUCUCACUGUGACAAACAAAUUUGAACAGGAAUUCCUGAACAGCCUCAUUCUGGAGCAAAGCAAAACUGAGGGGAAAUAUUUCUGGACUAGUCUAAGAGAUGUAAAUUAUACAGGAGAUUAUUGGUGGGAAACCCCAAAUGGCACCAUGGAUAUGACUUAUGCAAACUGGAAUACACUGCAGCCAGCUUUCCCAGGUGGGUGUGUGGCCAUGGCAAGCGGACCAUCCAUUGGUAAAUGGGAGGUGAAGGACUGUAAUACCUUUAAAGCAAAAUCUAUCCGCAAAAAAAGAAUUGGAUCUUCAGAACCAGAAGAACCGGUAUUACCAACCCCUAAAGGACAAUGCCCAGAUGGUUGGCACCCUACGCAACGUUACUGCUAUAAACUCUUUCACUAUGAGCGCCUUUUAAGGACAAGGACUUGGGAGGAGGCUGAAGGUUUCUGUGAGGAGCUUGGUGGGCACCUUGUGAGCUUCACUCAUAAUGAUGAACAGGAAGAAUUAUAUAUGUACCUAAAAUCAGUGAUCAGUAAUGUUCGAUGGUUAUGGUCUGGGUUGAACAAAAGGGAUCCUGGUCUGCAUGGCAGUUGGCAGUGGAGUGAUGAACGGCCAGUCUCUUCUGUGUAUGUACCAUCCAAUUCUCAAGAAGAUGAUUACGACCUUCGGGACUGUGUUGCAUUUAGGUUUAACAAGCUUGAUCCUUUUCCAUUGGAACACUGGGAGGGGCCCUGGGGAAUGCCUUUGAGAAGGCCGUGGAGGCUUUGGCAUAAACCUGAAGUACUUAUUUCCCUCAAACCAUUUCAUUGUGAAGCCUCUCUUGAGUGGAUGUGCCAGGUUGCUAAAGGGGAGUUCAAGAAGCCUGCUUGGUACCAACCAGACAAUAGCAGUUCUGCUAACUCUCUCAUUGUCGACAGCGAUGAGUUUUGGUUUGUGUCUGAUAAGCAGCUCACUUACAGUGAAGCAGCUUUAUAUUGUGCGGCUAUGGACAGUGACUUGGCUUCUGUUAAAUCACCACAUGCCUUGAGGACCAUCCAGAACCACCUAAAAAAAGCCCAGAAUUUUACCGCACUAACAAAAUGGUGGCUUAAAUCCAUUAAUUAUGGAGAUACAUUUCAGACCCACGGACCCCAUUACUAUUUGAGAGGUUUUAGGCACUGCAUGGAAAUAUCAGGAUACUUUUGGUUCACAGGUUAUGGUAGAGAAAAUAACUGCAAUGAAAGGCAACCUUUUAUUUGCCAAAAGCAAAAUUUGACCUUACUGGAGAAAGACUCCCAGAAACCUACUCAGUUUAAGGGGGAAUGCCCAAAAAAUUGGACAUCAUUUGGAGAUAAGUGUUUUCUGAUAUUGCCAAAGCCCAAAUACUUGUCCUUUCAAAAGGCAGAGGAAGAGUGCAGUACCUAUGGAGGAGUGCUUCCAGUUAUUGCCAACCAACUGCAACAAGAUUACAUCACAACCUUGCUUCCGAAACUGCAGUCAAAAUUGUGGAUAGGAUUGACUUCUGUAAAUCAAAGCAUACCAAAGUGGGUCGAUGGCCGGAGCUAUUUGUAUGAAAACUUCCACCCACUUCUAAUGGCAAGAAUGAGAAGCAACCCAGUCAAUUUGUUUUUUGAUGCUGAUAGCCAUUGUUUUUUCAUUCAAAAUGAUCCAAGAUUGGCAGCUUUUGGAACAUGGGAUAUAACAUCAUGUGAUGAUCAGCAGUUUGUGUCUAUUUGCCAGAAGGAUAAAGCGAUGAAUGGAAACAACACUCAGAGCAUCUCGUCUGAAGAUUUGGAAUUCAAAGAUCACAAAUACAAGAUUAUCCAAAGAAAUGUGACGUGGUACUCGGCCCUGUUAGAAUGCAACAACCACAGUAUGGAAUUGGCCAGUAUUACAGAAAAGUAUCAGCUUGCCUAUCUCUCUGUCCAAGUCAGCUCCUUGGAUCAUCCAAUGUGGAUUGGGCUGACUAGCAGCAAUGAUGGAGUCAACUAUCAAUGGCAAGAUGGAAAGCAAGUAGUUCUCAGUAAAUGGUCCGAAGAUGAAGAAGAAGAGGAGCAAUGUGUAUACAUUGACACAGAUGGUUUCUGGAAGACAAUGAGUUGUGACGCUGAGCUGCCAGGAGCAUUCUGUCAUUUUGUCAAAGAAGAUCCCAAGAAGAAACAACUUGAUAAUACACAGGCUUGUCCUCAUAAAAUUGGUGAAAAGCCAUGGAUUCCUUUCCGGAACAAUUGCUAUACCUUUAUCUUAAAACAUGAUCGAUGGAACCAAAAUAAAAAUGAAGAUGAACGCUUUCAUUGCAAAAUGCUCAACCCAGAUUCAAAUAUUCUGAGCAUCAAAGAUGAGGAUGAAAAAGAGUUUAUAUUAAAGGAACUCAUACCAUACAGCGACUAUGUUCAGUGGGUGUUGCUGGGAAUGCAUUAUAAUGCAAUCGAGAGAAAGUUCCAGUGGGAUGACAAGACCUUUGUGACAUAUUCAAACUGGAGGUGGGGAAGAGAAGCUACCAAUCACAGUUUCUUGGCAGUUAUGGCCUCAGAUGGAUAUUGGGAUAUACUUAAGUUGAAUAUGGGUGACUUGUUUUUCUUCAAACAUAAAACCGCCUUGGUCUGCAAGUUGGAACUGGACAGGCUUGACAACACCAGUUACCAGGCUCCAUCUAUGUCCUAUCAAAACACUCAGUACCAUAUUAUCGAAAAGAAGGUAAACUGGCAUGAAGCUAUUAAAGAAUGCAGAAAGAUGGGCAGCCAUCUAGCCAGUGUGCACAGUGCGGACCAGGAGGAUUUCUUACAAGAAAUUGUGAAGCAUGAUGGUUUUCCACUUUGGAUUGGAUUAUCAAGCCAAGAAGUAGAUACUUCCAGCUAUGAGUGGUCUGAUGGUAAUAGUUAUGAUUACUUUCCUGUGGGGUACGAAGUGCCAAGAAUUAUCGGAAACUGCGGUUUUCUGGACACAAAGGGAUUCUGGAAUUUGAAAAACUGUAUGGAACCCUUAAAUGGUGCAAUCUGCUACAGUUCAAGUACAAUGAAAUCAAAGGCUGAUUAUGCUUUAUGUUCAGACACCCCUGGAGAAGGAGUGUGGGUGCGCAAGAACAAUUUUUGCUAUGGAUUUGACGAAAGCCUUUAUAAUUAUUCUGUGUUCAGCAGUGAGAGAGCCAGCAGUAUCUGCCACAACCUAGAUCCAACGUCUGAGGUGCUGUCCAUUACCGACGUAGAAGAAAAUGAAUUUGUCAGCCAAUAUCUAAAAGCGAAUGCCUUCAUCACCAAUAAAGUCUGGCUUGGUUUGGAUCCACUGUCUUUCAGCAAGGAGCUGAAAUGGUUGGAUGGCACCUCUAUACAAUAUACCAACUGGGGCAUAGAAGAUGAGACAGCCAAGUAUCAUUGUGCCAUUUUCUAUCCAGAAACCGGGGUAUGGCACAAGGUGUCCUGCGUGCCGGGCCAUGCUAGAGUUGUCUGCAAAGCACCCCUCAAGUCCGUGAAAACUGGAGCUGCUAUUGGAUUUGCUGUAUUAAUUAUUGUUCUCCUGCUCAUUGGCCUUGUGGUAUAUUUCUACAAAACCCAAAGACCCUAUUUCUCUUCGACAGUUCGCUACCAACGCACUGAUGAUGAAACAGAGACCAUGGUUGUAAACUCUCUUGAUUAGAACUCUGGUACAAAACAUUGGUUUUAAUUUGCACAGGUUGUGUGUUUUACUGUUUGCGUCUGUUCUGUUUUUUUAUUAUAAUAUUUUAUCUGACGGCUUAAUUUAUUUUGAUGUGUUAGAUGCGGAGAUGUGAAUUUUCUGUUUGCUAAAUUGCAGUUUAAAAGAACAGUCCUAUGUGUAUCAGGGUUGGGCAACUGCUGUUGUCGGACUGUUUUUAGCCAACGUCAGGAUGUCAAGAGUUGUAGUUUGACAGAACCUGGAGCCCUGCAGAUGCCCAUUCCUUAGUUUGAUAUACAGUCAUAGGGAAGCAGUUUUUUAUGUAUAUUGAUAGAACUGCAUAGAUGCAUGCUGUAUUUUCAGCAUGCUGUGGGAAGCAGUUUUCUUUUGCACUCCUCGCUUCCUUGCCAAAUGAUUGUGCUUAGAAGUCGUCAGGCACAACAGAGCUUGUUAAGGACAAGUUAAAAAGCUUCCCCAGCCUGCUCUUUUAUCCACAUAUGAAACCUGAGCUAUUAUAUUAUAUCAGUAUCCCUAGAUGGAAUAGGGGGAAAAUGAUGCUUCUUGCAAAAGCAAGUCAUUAUUUUUUUGCACUGCAAGGAACCCUUUAAUUGAGCCAAAGUAACAUUGUCUUUUUGUUUGUCAAAUUCUCAACAGUGUCUUCAAGCUGAAUGGAAGGCGUGUGUAAAUGGUGUACAUUGAUAACUAAAGAUAACCAAGCAUAAUGCUAUACAUCUUGAAUACUUAUGUACAGGUAUGGGAUCUAUUGAACCUUAUCUGUUACAUGUAUGAGAUCUGAGGUUUUUUUGAAUGAGGGGUCUUGCCGUAAUUUAUUUUAGUCUACUAAAAACAUUGAAGGUGGAUAAUAGAUCUCAUACCUAUUGGCGCAUGCAUGCAAAUAGAUAAGGAAAAAAGUGAAUUAUUAAAGUCCCUGGCUGACACAAACAGGAUAAAGCUGUUAAUUAAUUUUCAUUUAAUAAUUUAAUUUUAAUAAUAAGUUCUUGGUUUUUUUUUUAAAUAAAGAAAUAGCUUGUACAUUAGAGGUUUGGCAGUAAUGUGAUCAUGUGCUUUAAGGAGCCUAUUUAUCAUGCUGUGUAAAACAUUGGAGACAAACAUCAAUCAGAUUUUUACUUUUGUAAACCAAUCAGAUUUUUACUUUUGUUUUCUAACUUAUAGGUGACUGUUGAAAUCUAAUUGAUGAUUGGUUGCUAUGUGCAACAUCACCAGUGAUUUUCUUUCUCCAAUGUGUUAUACAACAUGAUAAAUAGGCCCUUAAGUUUUCGAACUCGUAGCUUUCAAAUGGCAGACCAUUAAAUGCUACCUGCUGAUUGGUUUCUAUGAGUUAUAACUGUUAUGUUAUUUUGUACAGAACUUUUAUUUUUAAAAAGGGGAUUUAAUGUGUUAUUGUUCAUUUGUGAAUGUCUUUAUGUUUUCUACCUAUAAAUUGUUCAAAGCUUAAUAGACUCUUGGGGAAAUUAAAAUAUAUGAUAUUGAGAUAAAAUAAAAGGGGUGAUAGGUUUUACAGAUUCCCCGCCAUAUUCACAAACCUCUAGCUCUACUUAGGUUUUUUAAGCAGUUUCCCUUAGUCCCUCCUAAAUCCACCAGUCGGUCAUCAAGUGAGUACCUGUUCUUUAUACUAGUGCCUUUCAGAGAAGACAGUGUCUGCCUCUUAUAAAGACUGGUGUGGGAGAACACAUUCUUUAUAAUCUAAAUCUUCAGUUCAUUUUUCAUCUGUCUGUAAAGUUUCCUUCUUUCACCCAUAAAUGGAGUCAGUAAUUUCAGGGGGAUUUCUGCUUGUAAAUAUGGAGAUUAUAUUUACACCACUUUUAUCACCACUUUUACUCCAAAAACUUGCUUCCUCCACUUUUGUGAAUCCCUCCUUUAUAGAGACUCAUUUACAAAGAAGUUGCUGCCACUGUGUCACUUUAUGAUUAGCUAUAUUAUUAUAUAAUGCAUGUGGGGCCUUAAGUGGAACAUUUAUGUUCUACUUUUAUGGAAACAGUGAGAGGCGCCAAAUAGUUGGGACCUGUAGUAUGUACCUUUGGAGCAGUAAAGAGCCCCUGUGGCCCUGUAUUGGAUUUGUUGGCUAUGCUGUUUUUCUUGCAGGUGUUUUAUUGGCUCAAACCCUAUUUUAAAACUAAAAUAGAUGCCAACUGCCUCCAUUUCAUGGAGAGAAUGGCCCAGCCCUGAAACUCUGUAGAAGUUCAGAGUUCCAAUUGCUAAAGUGGUAUAAAAGGCACAUAUUCGGAAAAACAAUAUAUAACCUGCAGU